This is a messenger RNA of Spinacia oleracea (spinach), 1254 nucleotides long. RefSeq names its product suppressor of disruption of TFIIS. The record is from RefSeq and is a predicted model, not a curated record. The coding region runs from base 225 to 992 and encodes 255 amino acids. The transcript has 8 exons. NCBI's taxonomy places the organism in Eukaryota, Viridiplantae, Streptophyta, Magnoliopsida, Caryophyllales, Amaranthaceae.
GGAAAUAUGCUCAUCACAUUCACAUACAAUGAAAUGCCAUUCUUCCUAACCCCCCCACUCAAACUCCCAUAUCUUUGUAUUUUAUGUGAAUACACCAUGAGAUUCUCUCCUUCAAAUUCUUAUAAAUACCCUUUCUCUCUACCCUAAGUUUAUGUAUUAUUUCACCCUUUUCUUGCUUAAUUAUCAUUAAGAUUUAUUGCUAAUCACCCUCCAUAUUAAAGAAAAUGGAUGCUAUUGUGAGCUACAAUGGAGCCAAGUAUGACUGCCUACUUUUUGAUUUGGAUGAUACUCUGUACCCAUUGAGCUCAGGGGUGAACUUAGCUUGCAGAAAGAAUAUAGAAGAUUACAUGCUAAAAUACUUGCAUAUGGAUGAAAGUGAGGUACCAAGGAUGUGCUUAGAGUUAUAUAGAGAAUAUGGCACCACUAUGGCUGGUCUUAAGGCACUUGGGUAUGAAUUUGACAACGAUGAAUUCCACGAGUUUGUUCAUGGGAAUUUGCCUUAUGAAACACUCAAGCCUGAUCCUGUGUUGAGAAACCUUCUGCUUUCGACUCCUCAGCGUAAAAUUAUAUUCACCAACUCUGACAAAGGGCACACAGCUCGUGUGCUUAACAAACUCGGUUUAGGAGAUUGCUUUGAGGGAAUAAUAUGCUUUGAGACCCUCAAUCAUGUAGAUGAUAAACCAAUCUCCAAGUCACAUAUUUUGUGUAAACCAUCUGUAGAAGCGAUUGAAGCUGCUGUAAACAUCGCCAACUUAGAUCCUAAAAGAACAAUAUUCUUUGAUGAUAGUGCUAGAAAUAUUGCAAGUGGGAAAGCGGCUGGACUUCACACUGUUGUUGUGGGGAGAUCAGAUCUUGUUGAAGGGGCUGAUUAUGCAUUAAGGAGUAUCCACAACAUGAAAGAAGCACUUCCUGAAAUCUGGGAAGCUGAGACUAAGGAUCACCAUGAUCAAAUCCUUCAGUCCGCGGCUGUUGAGACUGUUGUUCGAGCUUAAUAUAUAAAUCCACCCUAUCAUCCAAAUCCUCUCCACCUCAGAACAAAAAACGUGACAACAGUAAAGCCUUGGAUUUGUGUGGAAGUUUUUAUCAGGGGUGAAGUUUAUAACUGUUCUGAUGUAAUAUUAUGAUCUAUUGCAUGCAAAAUUAACAACAUAUCAGUCAAUUGCAUGUACGUAAUUGCUUGUAUCAACUUGCUAAAUGUACAAGAUUAAUAAAUGUCAAGGUAUGCAGCAUAUUGCAGUGUUUUCUGCUGAUCUA